Molecule: messenger RNA, 3032 nt
Organism: Syngnathus acus (greater pipefish)
Lineage: Eukaryota; Metazoa; Chordata; Actinopteri; Syngnathiformes; Syngnathidae
Gene: acvr1ba
Product: activin A receptor type 1Ba
Exons: 9
Coding region: 130-1626 (498 amino acids)
Biological process (GO): activin receptor signaling pathway; protein phosphorylation; nervous system development
Cellular component (GO): activin receptor complex; plasma membrane
Molecular function (GO): activin receptor activity, type I; activin binding; ATP binding
Source: RefSeq, a predicted model, not a curated record
CUCGCCGUGCGCUUCGGUGCAUGUGUGUGCGGAGUGUGUGGCGACUGCGGUCGGACUGUGGUUGUGUUGUGUUGCAGCCAGUCGACUUUUCCCGUGUUUAGCGUGCGAAGCGAUGGCAGUGUGCAAGAAAUGGCUGUGAAACACACCGGCCGAGCGUUGCUAGCCCUGCUCGGGCUGCUGGCGAUCGCGAACGCUCUUCGUUGUAACUGCACAACGUGCGAGAAGACGGGCUACGAGUGCGAGACGGAUGGCGCCUGCAUGGCCUCCACGUACACCAUCCAGGGAAAGGAGCAGCAUAUGCGCACUUGCAUCAACAGGGACGACCUGGUUCCGCCCGGGCAACCCUUCUACUGCCUGAGCGCCGAGGGCCUGCUCAACACUCAUUGCUGCUAUGUGGACUACUGCAACAGUCUUGACUUGAAAGUCCCCGUGCUCACAAAGGAGGACGAUUCAGGCUCGGCUGGUUCCUGGGGUCCGGUGGAGCUGGUGGCGGUCAUCGCGGGGCCCGUCUUUCUGCUCUGCGUACUUCUGAUGGUGGGCGUCUUCCUCUUCCAAUAUCAUCAGAGGGCCUAUGGUCACAGGCAGAGGCUGGAGGUGGAGGACCCCUCUUGCGACCAUCUGUAUUUGGCCAAGGACAAGACCUUGCAGGACCUCAUCUAUGACAUGUCUACCUCCGGAUCAGGCUCUGGCCUGCCUCUCUUUGUGCAACGGACCGUGGCCAGGACCAUCGUGCUGCAGGAAAUCAUAGGAAAGGGCCGUUUCGGAGAAGUCUGGCGAGGGAAGUGGCGCGGCGGCGACGUGGCGGUGAAAAUCUUCUCAUCCAGAGAAGAGCGCUCCUGGUUUCGAGAAGCCGAGAUCUACCAGACAAUCAUGUUGCGCCAUGAAAAUAUUCUGGGAUUCAUCGCGGCAGACAAUAAAGACAAUGGCACAUGGACUCAGCUGUGGCUGGUGUCAGACUAUCACGAGCACGGCUCCCUCUUCGACUACCUGAACCGCUACUCUGUCACCAUCGAGGGAAUGAUCAAGCUGGCGCUGUCGGCCGCCAGCGGUUUGGCACAUCUGCACAUGGAGAUCCUCGGCACUCAGGGUAAGCCCGGCAUCGCGCACCGGGACCUCAAGUCCAAGAACAUCCUGGUGAAGAAAAACGGCAUGUGCGCCAUCGCCGACCUCGGCCUGGCCGUCCGCCACGAGUCCAUCACCGACACCAUCGAUAUUGCCCCCAACCAGCGCGUGGGCACCAAAAGGUACAUGGCCCCGGAAGUUUUGGACGAAAGCAUCAACAUGAAGCACUUUGAUUCGUUCAAGUGCGCCGACAUCUACGCUCUGGGCUUGGUGUACUGGGAGAUCGCGCGCCGCUGCAACGCCGGAGGUAUCCACGAGGAGUACCAGCUGCCCUACUAUGACCUGGUGCCCUCUGACCCCUCCAUCGAGGAGAUGAGGAAGGUGGUGUGCGACCAGAAGCUGCGGCCCAACGUGCCCAACUGGUGGCAGAGCUACGAGUCGCUGCGCGUGAUGGGCAAAAUUAUGCGCGAGUGCUGGUACGCCAACGGUGCGGCGCGGCUGACGGCGCUACGCAUCAAGAAGACGCUGUCGCAGCUCAGCGUGGAGGAGGACAUCAAGAUGUGAAAGGAGCCCUGCCAGUUUUCAAGCCAAGGCCUACCUCACCUUUUUAGCCAAAACUACUGAGACCCACCAACCCUGUCCAACGUCCUCGUGUCUCCCCCCCCACCCCGACCCGACCCUGGAACCCCUUCUCGUCGUCUUGGGCCGCAGCACUACCACUGUUAAUAUCAUCUCACUUUUCUUUUCAUCUUUCAGAUGGCAGGAACUACUAUUGUACAGUUUUCAUGAUUUUUUUUUUUUUUUUUUUAAAUUCACUCUAAAGUUUUCCCAUCCAUGUAACAGCUGUGAAUGUUUGAGGAAGGCGGAGGCCAUGUUUGUAGUCCCAUGUGAAAGACUACAAACACAUCCUACCACCGUAUCCAUCGCUAACUCGAGGUAAAAAAAGAAAAACAACAUAAAAUGUGACCGUGCGUAGCUUCCUCUGUACAACCUGCAGGCAAUCACCCGACUGGCAGGGAAAAAUGUUUUUUUUUUUUUUUUUUUAUUUAUUUGUGACUUUUGACUUGAUGUGGAUGAACACUGUGAGACGGCCGGCGCGUCGCAAAUCGGCGCUCGCCUGUCGUCCAAACGGCGCGGUCACACAGGUGCGUCGGGCCGAGUGGCGUAUCAAAUGUUUUUAUUCUUUUUAAUAGACAUAUUGUAUAUCUCAAUAUUAUGCGUUUCUCAUGAAUUGUGUUUUCUUUUGACUUUCAACACUACUGAUGAUGGGUACCUUUUUUUUUGUGGUUCUUUUUAAAUUAAAUAACACUCCCCUUAUCCGUAAGCACCAAUGUGAACAGUGAUGGUACUUUGGCAGUUUUUUUUUUUUUUUUUCGUCAACAAAACAAAAUGAACCUGCUGGAUUUUCUUUCGUUUUCAUUUUUGUUUUGUUUUUUUCCCUUUCCCAUCUGUUGGUACUACUGAUCCCACAUGUUUGCUGCAUCUGAUCUCCUUUUCUUUUCAUGGUCGGGAUUACCAGGCAAGUUUUCAAGGCUCAACUGUAAUUAAAAACACCUCCUCUCACUGACACUGGAAUACUUUUAGGGAGCCACCUAAACUUCUGGAACCGGUUUGAAUGCAAAAGCAGAGAAGCAUGAUGUCAAAAGUAGUUCCUGGAUUGGCUGCCAAAGUCGAGCUGCAUGUUUCUCAUUCAUUUUGUUGGCCUAGGCCACAAUCAGGAAUCUGUGUGUCCAUGUUUGUUUGCGUCCAUUCCAUGUUGGUGUCCGUCAUGCAUGCAGCCGGGGAGAGACGGGAGACAGAUUGUACAAAAUGUACAACGGCCCUGUCCAUGUUUUGUUUUGUUGCCAUGCAUACACGGCUAUUAGACAUUCUGUCCAUGUGUAAUAUUUCAAGAAAGAAAGAUCAUGUUGUGAAAAUGUUUUCAGGAUGACUGUAUAUAGAUAUACAAUAAAUUCCUUUUUUUUUUUUCU